Trifolium pratense (red clover) is the source of this 807-nucleotide messenger RNA. RefSeq names its product secreted RxLR effector protein 161-like. Gene Ontology annotation, molecular function: nucleic acid binding. Bases 1 to 807 code for a protein of 268 amino acids. NCBI's taxonomy places the organism in Eukaryota, Viridiplantae, Streptophyta, Magnoliopsida, Fabales, Fabaceae. The transcript has a single exon. The record is from RefSeq and is a predicted model, not a curated record.
AUGGACAAAGCCAACCCUUUGAGUACCCCAAUGAUGGGCAGAACAUUAAAUGUUGAAAAGGAUCCGUUUAGACCUAAGGAAGAAAAUGAAACAGAUCUUGGCUCUGAAGUACCAUACCUCAGUGCCAUUGGGGCACUCAUGUACCUUGCCAACUGUACAAGGCCUGAUAUAGCCUUUGCAGUGAAUUUACUAGCAAGAUUCAGUUCAUGUCCUACAAAGAGACAUUGGAAAGGAAUAAAACAUAUUUUUCGAUAUCUCCGAGGUACUUCUGAUUUUGGUUUGUUUUAUUCUAACAAUACAAAACCAGUUUUACUUGGUUAUGCAGAUGCAGGAUAUUUGUCAGAUCCACAUAAUGCUAAAUCACAGACUGGAUAUGUGUUUACAUAUGGUGACACCGCAAUAUCAUGGAGAUCUCAAAAGCAAACACUUGUAGCAACUUCUUCAAAUCAUGCUGAAGUAAUUGCCCUCCAUGAAGCUAGCAAAGAAUGUAGAUGGUUGAGAUCAGUAACUCAACAUAUCCAAGGAACGUCUGGUUUACCAACUGAUAAGAAUCCAACAAUUUUGUAUGAAGACAAUGCUGCAUGUGUUACUCAGAUGAAAGAAGGUUACGUCAAAAGUGAUAGAACCAAACACAUCCCUCCAAAAUUCUUCUCAUUCACACAAGAGCUAGAAAGAAAUAAAGAGGUUGAUAUUCAAUACAUUCGUUCGAGUGAAAAUGUGGCCGAUCUCUUUACAAAGGCACUUUCCACAUCAGUCUUCAAGAAACACGUACGAAGUAUUGGAAUGCGUCACCUUCGAGACAUUUGA